UAAAAGUAACACAAACACAAGAAAGCAUAUACUUUCUACUCUAUAAUUUCAUUUACAAUUGUCUAUAGUAACCCUACAAGCAUGGCACUCUUCAAGAACAAACGCAUGAUCUUCUCAUUGAUCUUGGUGUGUCUCAUUGUGGUGUCUCCAGUGGCUGAGGCUCAGCUUGGUCUUGGUGGUAUUGUUGGUGGUCUUGGGGGCCUUGGUGGUCUUGUUGGUGGUAUUGUUGGUGGUCUUCUCAAUCUCGUCAAUGUCAAUGGGGUUAUCUUUUGCUCUCUCAAUGGCGCUCUCAACGGCACUUCUACUCCCGUUUUCGCUAAUGCAGGAGUUCAGCUCCAGUGCGGAAGGCAAAACAGAGUUGUUUCAACUGCGACCACGAACGCUGCCGGAUUAUUCUCGCUUCCUACAAACGCAAUUCAGAUGUUGCUUUCCACACUUCUCUCUGAUUGUAGGGUCGUCGUGACGACCCCUCUCUCCACCUGUAACGCUGAACUCCCUUCUGUCGGCAGCCUCGUCUCACGGUUAACCAUGAUCGGAAGCAGCGUCUCCGGCCUCCUCAGCAUCGUCGAUAUCAUCCCUGCCGGCUUUAAUCUCCUUAACUGAUUCCGAAUUAUAUGUAUGUUCGGUUACAGUGUGUUUCCCUUCUUUUAAUAUGUUUUGUCUCAUGGCCAUUUACGUUUGCUUGCGUAUGCAUGAAUAAGGUCUAGACUUAUGUCUCAAUCUUCAAAGUCUUCUGUUGUAAUUUUGUUUCCAGGUUUUUAAAUGUAUAAUGCUUUUGUGAAA
Messenger RNA from Camelina sativa (false flax), 783 nucleotides. NCBI's taxonomy places the organism in Eukaryota, Viridiplantae, Streptophyta, Magnoliopsida, Brassicales, Brassicaceae. The record is from RefSeq and is a predicted model, not a curated record.